AAAAACCUACCUCAUUAGGUCAGUGUAACUAGUUGAUCUAAAUGUAUCGAGUAAGAGAAACUGCUCUCUCCAAAUAGAAAGAAAAAUGAUAAUUUGUUAUUGGAUAUUCUUAUCAGUUUUCAUAGAAAGUCUGUGUUUAAUAGAUAGUAAGAAAUUGUUGUCUGAAACUGAGAAGCAGAGAUAUGAUGGUUGGUACAAUAAUCCGGCACAUGCACACUGGGGUUCAUGCGGGAGUCACUUGACCAGGAAAGUGAGUGCUUCUUAUUCCGAUGGUGUGUAUUUAAUGAAAAAUAUACCGAAUGCCCGAGCAUUGAGUCAAGCAUUGAUGAGAGGUGGGGAUGGUCUACCCUCCACAAGAAAUCUAACCACACUAUUCACAUUUUUCGGUCAGAUGGUGGCGUCAGAGAUUGUGAUGGCCAGUGAAUCUGGUUGUCCAAUCGAAAUGCAGAGGAUUGAAUUGGAGAAAUGUGAUGAAGCUUUUGAUGCUCAUUGCAAAGGAUCGAAAUUUAUGCCUUUCUAUCGAGCCCUCUACGACUCCAAGACUGGACAAUCACCCAACAAUCCACGAGAGCAGGUGAAUCAAGUAACAAGUUGGAUUGACGGAAGUUUUAUUUACAGCACGAGCGAGGCAUGGGUGAACAGCAUGCGGAAUUUUGUGAAUGGCACUUUCAGAAUGGGACCUUCUGGAUUUCCACCCAGAAAUCACGAGAGAGCUCCACUUCACAGCUACCCACCCUCCGACCAUCUACGACUGCUGAGUCCUGAGCGCAUGUUUCUGUUAGGAGAUCCCCGCGUCCACCAAAAUCCUGCUCUCCUGUCUUUGGGCAUCCUCUUCUACAGGUGGCACAACGUUAUAGCUACUAAGAUUGUUACUGAGCAUCCUGAUUGGUCAGAUGAGGAAGUGUUUCAAAAGGCUCGAAGAUGGGUUAUUGCUACACUGCAGAAUGUAAUAUUCUAUGAAUAUUUGCCAGUUUUGUUAAUGGAAAAUGUAACUGCUUAUAAAGGUUAUCAAGCAGAUCUCCACCCAGGUGUUAGCCACGUUUUUCAAUCAGCAGCUUUUCGCUUUGGACAUACACUGAUUCCUCCAGGGAUUUACAAAAGGAAUGCUGAGUGUGAAUUUCGAAAGACGUUAUCCGGUUACCCGGCAAAAAGAUUGUGCUCCACCUGGUGGGAUCCAGACAAAGUAGAAGAUGGUAUAGAAGAAAUCAUAAUGGGAAUGGCAUCUCAGAUAGCCGAGAAAGAAGACAAUGUCAUUUGUUCCGACGUCAGAGACAGGCUUUUCGGCUCUUUAGAAUUCUCUAGAAGAGAUUUAGCUGCUCUAAAUGUGAUGCGAGGACGAGACAAUGGGCUACCUGAUUAUAACACCGUCCGGAAACACUUUCGAUUUCCAGGACUAAGCAACUGGUCUGAUAUAAAUCCUCAACUCAUGGAGACUAACCCUCAGAUUUUGGAAGAUAUUAAAACCCUGUAUAAGAACUUCGAUGAAAUUGAUCUCUACAUCGGUGGAAUGUUAGAAACAGAAGCAGGAAGACCCGGACCUCUCUUCCGGACUAUCAUCCGGCAACAGUUUGAGAGAAUAAGAGAUGCCGAUCGAUUUUGGUUCGAGAAUCCAGGUGUGUUCACGAAAGAUGAAGUUGAACAAAUAAAGAAAGUAACUUUGAAAGAUAUAGUCAUAAGUACAACAGACAUUCCAGAAGGUUCUAUACAAAACAGCUUAUUCAUAUGGUCAGAAGGUGAUCCUUGCCCGCAACCCAUGCAAUUAACUGGUGAUGCGCUGGAACCCUGCCUAAUGUUGCACGGACAUGAUAGCUUUCACGGAAAUGAAGUUGCUUACAUUUACUCCUGCCUUAUACUUGUUUUUAUACCUAUAGCAUGCGCCGGAGCAGGGUAUGGCGUGAUCAAGCUGCAAAAUAGUCGGAAGAGACGUAUCAAACUGCAACAAGAAGUGAUAGUUGGUAAACAUUGCGAAAACCUUGAAGUAAAAGAGUGGCUCCACCAUAAUCAUAAGCGAUGUGUGAAAGUUAAGAUAGGAACAGAUAACUCUUUGUCGACGCUCAACAGAAAAGGGGAGGUACUGAGGAAGAUUUUUCUAGAACAUCCUCUGCAUUUUGAAAUCACCGAAGAAACUAGGAAACCAAUGCUACUCGUCCGAUCCUCCAAGGACCACGAUAUGGUACUCCAAUUUAGAAACAGAGGAGUUAUGUCGAAAUUUCUGGAGAAGCUCGAAAAAGACCGGAAUGGGCAGAUUCAGUUAACCCCUGUCAAGAGGGAAUUGAUGCUCUCCAAUGCUGAGACCAAAGAGAAACGGCAGAAAAAGUUGGAACACUUCUUCAGAGAAGCCUAUACUCUGACUUUCGGACUACGACCGGGAGAGAAGCGUUACCUGGAAGAGUGCAAUGAUGUGGUGAUGGUGAUGAGGACAUCCCUCACCCGCAAAGAAUUUUCUGAAGCCUUGGGCAUGAGAUCCGACGCUCUGUUCGUGAAGCGCAUGUUCAACUGCAUCGACAAAGACAAGAACGGUCAGAUCAGCUUUCAAGAAUUCUUGGACACUGUCCUUCUCUUCUCCAGAGGUAAAACUGAGGACAAACUGAGGAUAGUAUUUGAUAUGUGCGAUGACGAUGGUAACGGUGUCAUCGACAAACAGGAACUGAGUGACAUGCUGCGAUCUCUCGUAGACAUAGCCAAAACUGAGUCUCUUGGACAGGAGGACGUGCAGGGACUGAUAGAAGGGAUGUUCUCUUCCUCCAGGCUGCAACACAAGGAGGAACUCAACUAUGACGACUUCAAAUUCAUGAUGAGUGAAUUUCGCGGAGACUUCAUUGCGAUCGGUUUAGACUGCAAAGGUGCAAAGCAAAAUUUUUUGGACACAUCAACUAACGUAGCUAGGAUGACCAGUUUCCAGUAUCCUCCAUUUUCUAAACCUGGUUAUUGGACAGGACAAUACAACAGUAUGGUGACAUUUUUGGAGAAAUAUCGGCAGCACGUCUUCUACCUAUUCAUAUUUUACGUCAUCACUUUCGUACUCUUACUCGAAAGGAUUCUGUAUUACAUGUACCUGGCAGAGCAUACAGAUCUGCGUCACGUGAUGGGUGUGGGGAUCGCCAUCACCAGAGGAUCUGCUGCAGCACUUUCGUUUUGCUAUUCGGUCCUACUUCUGACCAUGUGCCGCAAUCUGUUGACGAGGCUCAGAGAACUGCCUCUACACCAGUACAUUCCCCUAGACUCUCACGUUCAGUUUCACAAAGUGGUUGCUGCCACUGGACUCUUCUUUACACUAAUUCACACUGUGGGACACUGCAUAAAUUUUUACCACGUUUCUACACAAAACACGGAUAACCUGCGAUGCCUUACUCAAGAAAUCAAUUUUGAAUCUGAUUUCAAACCUACCAUAUGCUAUUGGCUUUUUCAAACGGUGACUGGUGCAACUGGCAUGCUGUUAUAUGUUGUCAUCUGCAUAAUUUUUACUUUCGCUCAUUCCAGCAUUCGAGAGAAGGCUUAUAAAUAUUUUUGGUUAACGCACUCUUUGUACGUAGUGCUUUAUAUACUCCUCCUCAUUCAUGGGUUAGCUAAAAUAACUGGCUCACCUCGAUUUUGGAUGUUCUUCGUGGGUCCAGCAAUCUUAUUUGCACUUGACAAAGUGGUCAGUCUUCAGACGAGAUAUAUGGAAUUAGACAUUCUUGAAACGGAGCUUCUGCCUUCAGAUGUGACCAAAGUCAAAUUCAGUCGUCCACCUAACUUCAAAUAUUUAUCUGGUCAGUGGGUUCGCCUCUCUUUCACAGCCUUUCAACCAUCUGAGAGCCAUUCUCUUACCUUAACGUCUGCCCCUCACGAAAAUUAUCUCUCUGUGCACGUGAAAGCACAAGGGCCCUGGACAUGGAAACUUCGAAACUUCUUCGAUCCCAGUGCAGACAUUCGCCCGAAGCCCGGACAAAAAGUGCGCCUAGAGGGUCCAUUCGGUGGAGGAAACCAGGACUGGUACAAAUUCGAAGUGGCCAUAAUGGUUGGAGGAGGCAUCGGAGUUACCCCCUAUGCAUCCAUUCUCAAUGAUCUCGUGUUUGGUACAUCCACUAACAGAUAUUCUGGAGUAGCUUGCAAAAAGGUGUAUUUCCUAUGGGUCUGUCCAUCACAUCGAGAUUUUGAAUGGUUUAUUGACGUACUACGUGAUGUCGAAAGAAAAGACGUCACUAAGGUUUUGGAGGUUCACAUUUUCGUCACUCAGUUUUUUCACAAAUUUGAUCUCAGGACAACAAUGCUGUACAUAUGUGAGAAUCACUUCCAAAGAAUUUCCAAUCGAAGAAGCAUCUUUACUGGUUUGAAAGCAGUCAAUCAUUUUGGAAGACCAGACAUGAGUUCUUUCCUGAAAUUUGUCCAGCAUCAGCAUUCCUAUGUGAGCAAAGUUGGGGUAUUCAGCUGUGGUCCUUCUGCACUGACGAACAGCGUAAGCGCUGCUUGCCAAAGCGUCAACAAUCACCGCCGCUUGCCUUAUUUCUUACACCAUUUCGAAAACUUCUAACGGAAACAGGAAUCAACGUAUUUCCUGAUUUCACUGUGGUCAGUAUUUGGCGACCAAGCUACCCAAAAAGCCCAUAAGGACGGAACGAGUUAAUACGGCAUUUAACAGGAUUAUGACAUGCGUAAUACGGCAGCUAAACACUUGGUUUAUAUGCGUAAUAUUGAUAUAAACUGUGACACUUUGUUUCUAGACACCAAUGAAUUUCAUUGUGACACCAAUAAGAUCUGGCUUGCUUCUGAAAGCAUGUAAUUUUAUAAAUAAAAAUUAUUUAAAAUAUGAA
Molecule: messenger RNA, 4793 nt
Organism: Parasteatoda tepidariorum (common house spider)
Lineage: Eukaryota; Metazoa; Arthropoda; Arachnida; Araneae; Theridiidae
Product: dual oxidase
Biological process (GO): superoxide anion generation; response to oxidative stress; defense response
Cellular component (GO): NADPH oxidase complex; plasma membrane
Molecular function (GO): superoxide-generating NAD(P)H oxidase activity; calcium ion binding; heme binding
Source: RefSeq, a predicted model, not a curated record